CAUUUCAUUUUUCCGCGUCCAGCUAAAAAGGCAUCGCAUAUACACCGAUGAAAGCCCAAAACGAUGCGUUUUAGUCUCUCCAUCCCCACCGCUGCCACCGCCAAACCCUUCUUCUCCGACCUCUCGCCGCGCCUCCGCCGCGCCGCCGCCAUGCCGCCGCCGCAUCCAGUUCCCCCGGAUGCCUCCGGAUCUCCGAUCAGCUACCCCGUGCCGCUCUCCCCUCCGCUGCCGCCCUUAUCGAAGCAGGUGGAGCUGGACCGAGCCAUGUCCGCUUCCUCCAGAUCGAGCGCCUUCUCGCUCUCGAGGAACCACGUGGUGUACGAGGACGAGUGGCUCCUCGCCGUGGACAAGCCGCCGGGGGUCUACUGCGAGAGCGUCCUGGCCUCUGCUCCUCGCCUCGUCCUCGGCGAUUCCGUCGAUUCAGGGUGCACUGAAGCUGUGCCUGAGCUCCACCUUGCUAAUCGACUUGACCGGGACACAAGUGGUAUUAUGUUAAUAACCAAAUCGCAUAAGGUAGCUUCUAGGCUUGUGAAGGCGUUUACUGAGCAUAAGGUGAGAAAAACGUACAUAGCUCUCUGUGUUGGAUUAGCGCCAAAGUGGGAAACAAUAAGCAUUCAAUCAGGCCAUGGUCGGUCAAAGUUUGGAGCUUGGAGAGUCUACGCAACAGCAGACGUGGGACGGACACUGCCAGGUGGGUCUGUGGUCAGGGACAUGAAAACAUCAUUUGAGGUAUUGACUGUAAAUGGCCAAUUGAAGUCCAAGCACCCAGUUAAGCAGGGAAAAGAUAACGAAAAUAUCAUAGUAGUUGAAGAGAAAUCUUCUAUCAGGGAUAAUGGAACGAAAGAUGUAGUUUUUGUGAGAGCAUAUCCUCGGAGUGGUAGGACGCAUCAAAUACGCUUGCAUUGCCAGUAUCUUGGGAUUCCCAUAAGAGGUGAUGUGAAAUACGAGGGUGUGUAUGAGUGGGAAGGGCAAAUAUAUGACUACCACACUCUUCAUGCCGAGAGCUUGUCCUUUGAGCAUCCGGUAACUGGCGUGCCCCUGAUGUUUCGGGCACCUUUACCUGCAUGGGCUGCUGAGUGCUGCCCUAAUGAGAUCCCACCUACUUUUUCUUCAAAUGAAAUUCAUAUUGGAUGAUUUCUUAAGAAGAAAAACCGACUAGUUUUUUUAUUAAUUGCACCUGCAAAGGUAUGUUAUCCGAAGCAAAGAAUUGAGCAACUGAUUACACCCAUCCGCUCAUCUGAGGUUAUUCCUCUCCAUUUGCCUGUUUGUCGGAAGUUUAAUCUCGAUAUAGUUCUAGGAACACUGUUCUUGCCGCUCAGGUUAUAAAUGUGCAAAACAUGAAAUAUGUCCAUUAUCUUUGUUUAUAUGGAGGAGAAACGGCAAGUAUAUUUGGGACAAUCUCCAUUCUAGUUGGGGUCAAUUUCACCAUAAUGAAAGGUUAGGAUCCUCUUAUAUGAUUCAUUAAAUGUGAAGUGAAAGAGACCUUGUAAAGCUGUUGGUAAGUGUACCUUGUGCACCUUCAUUAUCCUUCCUUUAUCUGAGAAAGAUUGAUGCGAA
Syzygium oleosum is the source of this 1557-nucleotide messenger RNA. Its product is annotated as RNA pseudouridine synthase 1. Gene Ontology annotation, biological process: pseudouridine synthesis. NCBI's taxonomy places the organism in Eukaryota, Viridiplantae, Streptophyta, Magnoliopsida, Myrtales, Myrtaceae. The coding region runs from base 64 to 1134 and encodes 356 amino acids. The record is from RefSeq and is a predicted model, not a curated record. The transcript is spliced from 2 exons. Gene Ontology annotation, molecular function: pseudouridine synthase activity; RNA binding.